AUGGCGACAACGAGCUCCAUGUUUAUGUACAGCUUGACUAUACAGCCACCGUCAGCGAUCACUCAAGCGGUGUUGGGUCAAUUUGCCGGUACCAAAGAGCAACAGAUCAUCACAGCAUCUGGCUCGAGGCUCACCAUCCACAGACCCGACCCUACUCAGGGCAAAAUCUCCCCGUUGUUCACCCAAGACUGUUUCGGUAUCAUUAGGACUUUGGCAGCAUUUCGAUUAGCUGGUAGUAGCAAAGACUAUCUCAUCGUUGGCUCCGAUUCCGGACGCAUCACCAUCCUUGAAUAUGUCCGAGAACAAAACCGAUUCAAUCGUGUGCACCUCGAAACCUACGGCAAGUCUGGAAUUCGAAGAGUGAUUCCUGGUCAGUACCUGGCCGUCGACCCCAAAGGAAGAGCCUGCCUUAUUGCAUCGGUGGAAAAGAACAAAUUGGUCUACGUCUUGAACCGAAAUGCUCAAGCCGAGCUAACCAUUUCUUCUCCACUGGAAGCUCACAAGCCCCAGACAUUGGUCUUCGAUUGUAUAGCGCUUGACGUCGGAUACGACAAUCCCAUAUUUGCCGCACUGGAGGUCGACUACACCGAGGUGGAUCAAGAUCCCAGCGGUCAGGCGCUAGAAGAGGUCGAGAAGCUCCUCGUCUUCUAUGAGCUUGACUUGGGUCUCAAUCACGUGGUUCGAAAAUGGGCCGAGCCUGUCGCUCGAACCGCGACAAAAUUAUUCCCGAUUCCUGGAGGCUCUGACGGCCCCAGUGGUGUCCUGGUUUGCGGAGAGGACAACAUCACUUACCGGCACGUAAAUCAAGAUGCCUUUCGUGUGCCCAUUCCGCGAAGAAGAGGGGUCCUGGAAAACCCCGAACGCAAACGACAUAUUGUGGCGGGAGUGAUGCACAAGAUGAAGGGACAGUUUUUCCUGCUCCUGCAAACCGAAGAUGGUGACCUUUUCAAAGUGACGAUAGAGAUGGUCGAGGAUGACCAUGGCCAAUUAACCGGUGAGGUCAAAGCUCUCAAGCUGAAAUACUUCGAUACGGUCCCCGUGGCCAACAGUCUACAUAUUUUAAAGAGCGGUUUCUUGUUCGUGAGCGGCGAAAGCGGUAACCACCAAUUUUAUCAGUUUGAAAAGCUUGGUGAUGAUGACGACGAGACCGAGUUCUCUAGCGACGACUUUCCGGCCGACCCCACGGAAGGCUACUCACCUGCAUUUUUCCACGUACGGCCCUUGUCUAACCUCAACCUGGUGCAGAGCAUUGAUUCGGCGAAUCCACUCAUGGAUUGUAAGGUCGCCAACCUCCUCGACGAAGAUGCCCCUCAGAUCUAUUCAAUUUGUGGCUCCGGAGCCCGCAGCAGCUUCAAAACUCUCAAACAUGGCUUGUCGGUUUCCGAGAUUGUGGAGUCGGAGCUUCCAGAUAAGCCUGAAGCCGUCUGGACCACCAAAUUACGCCGAGAUGACGAAUAUGACGCCUACAUUGUUCUCUCUUUCCGAACCGGCACCCUUGUUCUCAGCAUUGGCGAGACAGUGGAGGAAGUAACCGACACCGGAUUUCUCUCGACCGCUCCGACUCUCGCGGUGCAGCAAUUGGGGGAAGAUGCCCUAAUCCAAGUCCAUCCCAAAGGAAUCCGACACAUUCGGGCAGACAAACGGGUCAACGAGUGGCCUGCCCCUCAGCAUCGCUCGAUUGUGGCGGCCACCACAAAUGAACGACAGGUGGCGGUGGCAUUGAGCUCCGGUGAAAUUGUUUAUUUCGAGAUGGACACUGACGGAUCGCUGGCCGAGUACGAUGAGAGAAGAGAGAUGACUGGUACCGUCACUUGUCUCAGUUUCGGCGAUGUUCCAGAGGGCCGUGUUCGAAGUUCUUUCCUUGCCGUCGGUUGCGACGACUCCACUGUCAGAAUCCUGAGUCUCGAUCCAGACUCGACCCUGGAAAACAAGUCGGUCCAGGCAUUGACGUCGGCGCCUUCGGCUCUGUCGAUCAUGGCUAUGGCCGAUUCCACUUCCGGUGGAAAUACUCUCUACCUUCACAUUGGGCUCUAUUCUGGGGUUUACCUCCGGACAGUCUUGGAUGAAAUCACCGGAGAAUUGUCUGAUACGAGGACUCGUUUUCUCGGGUUGAAACCAGCCAAGCUUUUCCGAGUCUCAGUCAAGGGCCAGAACGCGGUCCUGGCGUUGAGUUCCCGUCCGUGGCUAGGAUAUACCGACACCCAAACCAACGGCUUCAUGUUGACACCGCUCGAUUACGUCAGCUUGCAAUAUGUCUGGAAUUUCACUAGCGAACAGUGUCCUGAGGGGAUGGUCGGUAUACAAGGGCAAAAUCUAAGGAUAUUCACAAUCGAUGACUUGUCCCGGAAUCUCCUCCAAGAGAACAUUCCUCUUCCCUAUACCCCUCGAAAAUUCAUCAAGCACCCUGAACAUCCAUUGUUUUACGUCAUCGAGGCAGACAACAACGUCCUUGCAACGGCCACUAGGAGAAGACUGCUGGCCGAAUCUACCGCGGUCAACGGCGACGCGGUGGUUCUACCACCAGAAGAGUUUGGGUACCCACGAGGAACUGGUCAUUGGGCGUCCUGUAUCCAGAUUGUCGACCCUGUUGUGACCAAGUCUGUUGUCUUCUCACUGGAACUGGAAGACAAUGAAUGUGCCACGAGUAUUACCGCCGCUCCGUUUGCUGGGCAAGAUGACGAGACGUUCUUGAUCGUGGGUACCGCCAAAGACUUGGUCGUCAGCCCCCGGUCAUUUUCGGCCGGAUUCCUACAUGUGUAUCGAUUUCACGAAGAUGGGAAGGAGCUUGAAUUCAUCCACAAAACCAAAGUCGAACAGCCCCCCACUGCCCUACUCGCGUUUCAAGGACGUCUUCUGGCCGGCAUUGGACCCGACUUGAGAAUCUAUGAUCUCGGCAUGAAGCAAAUGUUACGAAAAUGCCAGGUUCGGGCCACGCCUAAUCUUAUUGUCGGCCUCCAGACCCAAGGAAGCCGAAUCGUCGUCAGCGACAUUGAGGAGAGCGUCUCAUACUGCGUGUAUAAGUUUCAAGAGAAUAAGCUGAUACCCUUCGCGGACGACGUGAUUGCUCGAUGGACGACUUGUUCAGCUAUGGUCGAUUACGAGACGGUCGCAGGCGGUGACAAGUUUGGCAACCUGUGGCUCCUGCGAUGCCCUCCCAAAGCCUCGGAAGAAGCAGACGAGGAUGGCUCGGGGGCCCACCUUAUUCACGAAAGACAAUACCUCAAUGGCGCGCCGAACCGACUCAGCCUUAUGGCACACUUUUUCCCAGGUGACAUACCAACCAGCAUCCAAAAAACCAACCUUGUAGCGGGAGGCCGAGAUGUUGUCUUCUGGACGGGUUUCCAAGGAACACUGGGCAUGUUAGUUCCAUUUGUCAGUCGAGAGGACGUUGAUUUCUUCCAGGCUCUGGAGAUGCAACUUGCAUCGAGCAAUGGAAAUCCGCCUUUAUUGGGCCGAGACCAUCUCAUCUAUCGAUCCUACUAUGCGCCGUCCAAAGGUACAAUUGAUGGUGAUCUCUGCGAAACAUACUUUCUCCUGCCCAACGAUAAGAAGUUUAUGAUUGCCGGAGAGCUAGACCGAUCGAUUCGUGAAAUUGAACGCAAGAUUUCGGAUAUGAGGACUCGAGUGGCGUACUGA
Messenger RNA from Rhinocladiella mackenziei CBS 650.93, 3636 nucleotides. RefSeq names its product pre-mRNA-splicing factor rse1. The transcript has 3 exons. Gene Ontology annotation, cellular component: nucleus; U2 snRNP. NCBI's taxonomy places the organism in Eukaryota, Fungi, Ascomycota, Eurotiomycetes, Chaetothyriales, Herpotrichiellaceae. The record is from RefSeq and is a predicted model, not a curated record. Gene Ontology annotation, molecular function: protein binding; U2 snRNA binding. Bases 1 to 3636 code for a protein of 1211 amino acids. Gene Ontology annotation, biological process: mRNA splicing, via spliceosome.